AAUCAGGAUUAUAGAUCAAUGUACAAAUCCAAUAUUUAAGACAGUCAGUGGUAAGAUGAGCAUCAGGAGUGAGGCCAUGUCAGACAGUCAGUCUGACUGUACAGGAAGGGGCAGCUCUUUAGGCAGUAGGGAAGAUUUAAGUGAACUGGCUGCUUCACUUGGUCUAACCUCCGCAGAACUUUCACAAGAUAGAUUUAGAGUCGACAGAAAGAGGCUGGAAGCUCUUAUUUUCGGAAAUGAAAAUGUUCCUGAAGCAGCUCAAAAAUUUUUUGACCAUGUUAUGCAAGAAACUAAAACCCAUGUUACUUGGCCUUCUAGACUGAAACUUGGUGCUAAAUCCAAGAAAGAUCCUCACAUUAGAGUUAUUGGACGUGCCGAGAAUGUAAAAGUUGCAAGAGAAAAAAUUCUUGCUUCUCUUGACACAAGAGCCAGUCGUGUUAAUAUGAAAAUUGAUGUUAGCUACACUGAUCACUCCCACAUUAUCGGCAAAGGGGGACUGACAAUCAGAAGAGUAAUGGAGGAAACUGGCUGCCACAUUCAUUUUCCAGAUUCAAAUAGAAGUAAUCCAACAGAAAAAAGUAAUCAAGUUUCAAUAGCAGGUGAAGUAGCAGGAGUUGAAAAAGCUAGAGCAAGAGUUCGAGAAUUAACACCACUGAUAUUUUGUUUUGAGCUGCCUAUUCUUGGUGCUUUGGCGUUAUCACCUGAUCCGUCAUCUCCAUACAUCAAAUCAUUGCAAGAACAGUAUAAUGUUCAGGUCAUGUUUCGGACAAGGCAAAAAUUAAAUUCAACUUUGGUGGUUGUAAAAGGAUGUGAAUGGGAAGUAGCUAGAGUAAAGGAAGCAACACAGCUCCUUAUUUCACACAUGUGUGACUCCCUAGCUAAUCAGGUUUCAGUCCAUAUGAUGGUUGAAAUUUCUCCUCAGCACCAUAGUAUUGUUCUUGGAAGAAAUAACGAAAACCUGAAAGGAAUAAUGCAAAGAACAUCUACACAGAUUAUUUUCCUUGACCCAACAGACCCAAAUAUUCCUUCAUUGAAAAAAAGUAAUGUAACUAUAACUGGGUCCAUUCACAAUGUCUACAUAGCUCGCCAGCAACUCAUUGGUUCUCUACCAAUAGUGUUAAUGUUUGAUGUACCUGAAAACUCAGUUGAUAUUGAUACUGAUUUAAAUGCUCAAAUCAUGAGUAAAUUUGACGUUUUAAUAACUACAAGGCACAAACCAAAACAAAACAUUCUUUCAUUCAUUAUAAAAGGAAUUGAAAGAAACGUCAACAAUGUUUAUGAAGCACGAAGAAAACUUCUCAGUUCAAACGAGAAUCCAGUGGAAGUAAACAUACCUUUAUCAUAUUUUAUCCCUAAUCCUGGACCUAUUUUCAAAUCAGCAUGGAGAACCAACAACAAUGACUCAGUCGUGUACCCAAAUCUUUCGCCACCUCCGAUAGUUCCUAUGCUUGGGCGACCAGAAGCUUGGCAUCCCGUAAUGCAAUUCCAAUUGCUUCCGCAUAUCUCCUAUCACCAGCCCCCUAUUUUAUCACCUCAUAGUGUACAUCUUGAUCGACUGGCUCAGGCUCAUUUUUCAUAUAGCUCACUAUCUUUACCAGAUAUCCCAGCUGUAUAUUCAUCUCUAAGUAGCAAUACUAGUACAAUAUCGAGCCCAAGCGCAAGCCCUCGAACUGUGUCUCCUGUACCACAUGCUGCUACACCAGAUCAAACCAAGACAACAACGUUUAGCAACAGCAACACAGAGACGAAAGCUCCUGGCUUUGAUAGACCUCUUCUUACUCCAGAAGAAUUUCAGAAGAUGAAAAUACAAGCAUUGCAAGCUAUGCAAAGGCCUCCAAGACCAAGUGACAUUAGGAAUCCAAAUUCUAUAUGGUCUGGUUAUGGAUUCAGCCAAUCCAAUCCUAAUUAUACCCUCAGUGAUCAAAAAAACCUAGAAGAAGAAAAACUUACUCAGGUUGAGAAAAGUAAUUGGUAUCCUUCCAGUCACUACGGACUAGAUUUGAGUUCUAGUAACUCUUGUUCUCCAGAUAUGGCAUUUUCAUCUUCUAAUUAUUUUGACUCUGUAUCUUCUACCACUCUGUCUAAUUUAUCCAAUUCUAGCUUUAAGGAUCUCCACACUCUGUUAGCUGUCAUAGGUCUGGAAAAGUACUCAAGAUUAUUUCAAUCAAAUGAAAUUGACAUAACGACAUUUAGAACUUUGACUGACUCAGAUUUGAAAGAAAUUGGAAUAACGGCAUUUGGGGCAAGACGUAAAAUUUUGCUAAGUAUUGCUGAACUUAACAGAAGACAGAGGAGUCCAUUCCGUGGGAGUGCUGCUCCGGGAGCAGAAAGAAGGAGCUCCUCGACUAAUAGUUUAGAUGACAAAUGGUCUUGAAAAAAUGUUUAAACUAGUCAUUGUAGCAUAAAGCCUGCAUGAAAAAUAUUAGGUUUUAAAAUUUAUAUUUUUGUAACUAAAGAUUUUCAACUAACUUUGGUAGUAGUAGGAAUAAAAAGCAAUUAGAUACUUAAAUAACUUUACGGCCAUUUAUCAAAUGAAAAUAUGAAGCAUGUAUAUUUCAAACAUUGCAUGCUAUUUUUCAGAUUAUAUUCUUAUGAACUAACAAAGUAACAUACCGAUUUUUCCGAAUUAAAAAAUAAAAAAAUAUAAAAAAAAUUAAAAAACUUCAUUUUAUAAAUUGUAUUGUACCAAUUUAAAAUAAUGAUGAGAACAUUUUCAAAUUAACUUGAGAUCCUUUAUACAAGCUUUUCAUUCAAUUUAAAAUUGAUGAUUUCGCCAUCAAAAUUUAUUUGUUAUAAGUUGUUAGUUCUACUAGCUUGUCUUUAGGAAUUGCAUGUUAAAAUUUUAUGUUUGUAAUAUUUAAUAUUUAUAACCCUAAUGUGAACCAAAAGCAUUUGAGUGAUAUAUUAAUUUUAGUGUUUCUGAAACAAUUUAAUAACAUUAAGAAUCUGUUAAAAAAUAAAGAUUGUUUUAUUUGUAUAGUUACAUAAUGUACUGUUAGAUACAAUAAUUGUCAAUAUUUUAUAUAGCACUAAGUGUUAAUGUUUGUUGUGAAUUUUUAAAUAAAUAUUUUUAGGAUAUUAAAUUUGUGUUUUAAGUAAUUGUAAUUAUCACUGAGUUAUGGAAUAUCAAUUGUCCAAAAAAAUUAAUAAUUUUAAAUUAUCAUACUUCUCAAAAUUCUUUCAAAUUAGUAAUCUAUUGUUAGUAAUUAUUUUAUUGUUUUGAACUUUUAUUUAACAGACUUUUCUCUAAAAUUUAAUACUACUCAAAUGGUUUGUCAAAUGUUAAACGUGUUAAUUAUGUUAAAUUAUAUUUAUUACAGUAAUGUUGAUUAAUAAU
This is a messenger RNA of Nezara viridula (southern green stink bug), 3337 nucleotides long. Lineage: Eukaryota; Metazoa; Arthropoda; Insecta; Hemiptera; Pentatomidae. The record is from the annotation of a GenBank genome assembly.